Molecule: messenger RNA, 431 nt
Organism: Mesocricetus auratus (golden hamster)
Lineage: Eukaryota; Metazoa; Chordata; Mammalia; Rodentia; Cricetidae
Gene: Ppy
Product: pancreatic polypeptide
Exons: 3
Coding region: 1-300 (99 amino acids)
Biological process (GO): feeding behavior; neuropeptide signaling pathway
Cellular component (GO): extracellular region
Molecular function (GO): neuropeptide hormone activity; neuropeptide Y receptor binding
Source: RefSeq, a predicted model, not a curated record
AUGGCCACCGCAUACCGCUGCCUCUCCCUGCUUCUCCUAUCCACUUGGAUGGCUCUGUUGCUGCAGCCCCUGCAGGGUUCCUGGGGAGCCCCACUGGAGCCAAUGUACCCAGGGGACUACGCUACACCUGAGCAGAUGGCCCAAUAUGCAACUCAGCUCCGCAGAUACAUCAACACACAAACCAGGCCUAGGUAUGGGAAAAGAGACGAGGUGAACACAGCUGGACUUGCUAGAAUGCAGCUUCCCCCAUGCACCAGCCCCCUGGUUGGUUUGAUUCCUUGCUCGGCUCCCAGGAGCUAAGGGAAGGGAGUUCAGCCCAAUACACCUGUAGUAUCCUACCUAUUUCCUGUCUGUGGCUGUAGGACAGUCCCGGCCCAGCUGCUUCCUCUGCAUUCUUUCAACAACCUGCUCCCUUACAAACUAAAUAAAGC